CUUUCUUCUAUGUCUCAACCUCCAUUUUAAAAAAGGCAAAGGAUUUCCAUUGCAUGUCGGAAAGAAAACAAAAAACAAAGUUCAAAAAUUCCCUAUGGAUUCAGUUUCCCAAUCUUCGCAUCAUCAUAUUGUUGUCUUCCCCUUCAUGGCAAAAGGCCACACCAUUCCUCUUCUUCACCUCAUCUCCCUCCUCCGCCGCCGUUUCCCUCACCUCUCUCUCACCAUUUUCACCACCCCCGCUAACCGUCCCUUCAUUUCCCGAUUCCUCUCCGUCUCCGGCACCGGCACCGACACCGAUUCCAUAUCCCUCGUCGACCUCUGUUUUCCCCAAAAUGUUCCCGGCCUCCCAACCGGCGUCGAAUCCACCGAUGCUCUCCCUUCAAUCUCCCUCCACCCUCUAUUCUGCCGCGCCACAGAGCUUAUGCAACCGGAAUUUGAAAAACGCCUCCAAUCCCUCCCUGUUCCCGUCACCUUCUUAAUCUCCGAUAUGUUUUUCUGGUGGACCCUCGAGUCGGCUUCAAAAUUCGGAAUCCCCAGAAUUAUAUUCAGUGGUAUGUCAAAUUAUUCCUGUGCCGUCGUUUCCGCCGUUAUGAAAAACAGAGAACUUGACAGAGUUGUGUGUGUGGAAGAGAUGGUGACUGUGAGUGAUUUUCCUUGGGUGAAAAUCUGCAAGGGGGAUUUUGAUACAGUUUUUUGGUCGAAAGCGGAAGAGGAGCCGACGAACCUCCACUUGGAACUUGUAAGGAAGUCAAUUCAUGCUUCAAUGAAGAGCUACGGAGUAAUAGUUAAUAGCUUUUACGAGCUGGAGCCAUUGUUCUCCGAUUACGUAAGAAACAGUGAAAGGAGUUGGAAUAUUGGACCACUUUGUCUGUACCAAUGUAGCUUUGAGGCCACAAGAAACGACCGAACGCAGCAGCCAACCAAACACGCUAUGAGGCCAAAGUGGUUAGAAUGGUUGGAGGGAAAACUCAGGCAAGGAGAAAAGGUAUUAUACGUGGCGUUCGGAACGCAGUCGCAGAUUUCGAGUGAACAAAUGAAAGAGAUAGAGAUUGGAUUAGAGGAAUCUGGAGUAAGGUUUCUAUGGGCAAGAAGAAAAGUAGAGGAAGAAAAAGAAGUAUUCGAAGAUCAUGAAGGGUUUGAAGAGAGAACAAAAGAGAGAGGGAUUGUAGUAAGGGAAUGGGUGAAUCAAUGGGAAGUGUUAAAACAUGAAGCUGUUGAAGGGUUUUUGAGUCAUUGUGGUUGGAACUCAGUGAUUGAGAGUUUGAGCUGUGGAGUCCCAAUUCUUACUUACCCGUUAAUGGCGGAUCAAAGUUUGAAUGCGAGAAUGGUAGUGGAGGAGUUGAGGGCGGGGAUGAAGGCGGUCGAGGGGACGUCACCGGCGAUGAUGAAAGGGUUUGUAAAAGGGAAGGAUUUGAAGAGACGUGUGAAAGAGUUGAUGGAAGGAGAGAAAGGGAGAGAAGUGAGGAAGAAGGCGAUGGAGAUUUCAGAGAUGGCGAAGAAAUCUAUGGCGGAAAAUGGGUCGUCGUGGAGGGAUUUGGAACUAUUGAUUCAAGAAAUGUGCAACAAAUCAUCGUGAUUACCGCAUACGGAUUUACUACCGUAAGAAAUAUAGUGUUAUUUCUAUGCGAACACACACUGUAACUUACAAAGGUAGUUUGAAUGUUUGAGAUAUUAAAUCAAAUGUAAUUUGAAUCUUUCACAUAAUUAAUUAAUGUUUGAAUGUACAAAAUAACCAAUGUUUCAAAGUUAAA
Cucumis melo (muskmelon) is the source of this 1751-nucleotide messenger RNA. Its product is annotated as UDP-glycosyltransferase 90A1-like. The record is from RefSeq and is a predicted model, not a curated record. Gene Ontology annotation, molecular function: UDP-glycosyltransferase activity. The coding region runs from base 95 to 1576 and encodes 493 amino acids. The transcript has 2 exons. NCBI's taxonomy places the organism in Eukaryota, Viridiplantae, Streptophyta, Magnoliopsida, Cucurbitales, Cucurbitaceae.